UUGUUUCCAGGAAGUGAGUUGUGUGUGACUACGGGCUCAACUCAACUUUUUGCUCGUCAUUCGUACAGCUAACAUUAUUGUAUUCAAACCGUUUCUCAAUCUACAAACAUGGGCGAUGAUGAAGAAAAGUAUGACGGCAUGUUGCUUGUUAUGGCGCAACAACACGAAGGAGGGAUACAAGAGUUAGUAAACACAUUUUUCAGCUUCCUCCGCCGCAAAACAGAUUUCUUCACCGGUGGUGAAACAGGUGCUGCAGAGAUGCUGGUCAAAGAUGCUCUCGCCCACCACAGUCAGCUGGCGGUGAAGUCCCACAAAGAGAAGCAGAUGAAACAGGAGAAGGAAAAGAAAGAGAAAGUUGAGAGAGCCGCCAAGCUAGCGGAGGAAAAGAAGAAGAAGACGAACGAAGAAGGUCCCAGAAUUCAGGAACUGACCGACGAAGAAGCGGAGAAACUUCAGACUGAAUUAGACCAGAAAAAGAAAGAAGAGGCGAAAAAGAAGACUGCGACAACAAAUGCAGAAAAGCCACCUGAGAAAGUAGAAAAAGAGAAGGGGUCUGAGUCUGAAGGAGAAGAGGACGAGAAGGACAAAGACAAACUGAAGCCCAACGCAGAAAACGGAGCUGACCUGCCGAACUACAGGUGGACACAAUCCCUGUCUGAAGUUGACCUGGCCGUGCCUUUCGACGUGAAGUUCCGCAUUAAGGGGCGAGACGUCGUGGUGGACAUCCAGCGGCGCUCCAUCAAGGUGGGCCUGAAGGGACAACCCCCCGUCAUCGAAGGCGAGCUCUACAACGAGGUGAAGGUAGAAGAAAGCUCCUGGCUCAUCGACGACGGCAAGGUUGUUACAGUCCACUUGGAAAAGAUUAAUAAAAUGGAGUGGUGGAGCAAGAUCGUUACCACGGAUCCAGAAAUUAACACCAAGAAAGUGUGUCCAGAGAACUCGAAGCUGUCAGACCUGGACGGAGAGACGCGUGGUAUGGUGGAGAAGAUGAUGUACGACCAGAGGCAGAAGUCAAUGGGCCUGCCUACGUCUGAAGAGCAGAAGAAACAAGACAUUCUCAAAAAGUUCAUGGCCCAGCACCCAGAGAUGGAUUUCUCUAAAGCCAAGUUCAGCUGAGACUUGCUGUGGAAUCCACUUCCUGAUUCAUGUGCAUCAUAUCAGAGCCGCCGUCGGGCUCCGUCCACCUCUCCAUCUCUCCGUACCGGACGUGGUUUUGUUGACUUAACGUGUCUGAAGUGCGUUGUUGAUGACUGAAAUGCACUUGUUCUCCCCUUUGCAUGUCUUCUCAAUAUUUAAAGAUAUAUCUGGAUUUGUUUUUUUUUUUAAAUAAAUGAAUUUAAAAUCAAA
Anarrhichthys ocellatus (wolf-eel) is the source of this 1347-nucleotide messenger RNA. RefSeq names its product nudC nuclear distribution protein (gene nudc). The record is from RefSeq and is a predicted model, not a curated record. The coding region runs from base 109 to 1116 and encodes 335 amino acids. The transcript has 9 exons. Gene Ontology annotation, biological process: protein folding. Gene Ontology annotation, cellular component: cytoplasm. NCBI's taxonomy places the organism in Eukaryota, Metazoa, Chordata, Actinopteri, Perciformes, Anarhichadidae.